AUGGAGUCUGAGAUAUCUAUCGACGAGGAGAGGCAGGCCAGUGCCAGUGGUGAACACGAGGCUUCCCAGGAAAAGCGUGACGCCACAAAUGGCAAUUCUCUCGAACUCGUUGCCAGCUUCGAAAGCCCCUUCGACUUUCCUACCUGGCGAAAAUGGUUGAUGACUUUGCUGAUGGGAGGCAUGGCUGCUGCCAUUACCUUUGGCAGUUCAGUAUGGUCCUCAACACUUCCCGUCACCACAAAGCAAUUUGACGUUAGUGAAAGUGUCGCAGUCUUGGGCGUCUCUCUGUAUGUGCUGGGCUUCGCUUUGGGACCGAUCCUCUGGGGACCCCUCUCUGAGCUCAAAGGUCGACGGCUGCCAAUGUUUACGGGAUUCUUCAUAUGGACGCUGCUGCAAAUUCCAGUCGGGGUGGUGAACAACCUACCGACCAUUCUCGUCUGUCGCCUACUGGCAGGCUGUUUUGGCGCAGGGCCGAUGGUCCUCAUCAGUGCCGUCUAUUCUGAUUUCUGGGAGCCAGCUGAACGCGGAACAGCCGCGGCGGUCUACUCGGCGGCAGUCUAUAUCGGGCCAACACUAGGCCCCAUUUUUGGCAGUCUGCUCACCGAGAGUAAACUGGGGUGGCACUGGACUGCAUGGCUCACCCUCAUCAUGGGCGGGAGCGUAGGGCUACUAGCCUUCUUCUUCGUGCCGGAGACAUAUGGACCUAUCUUACAACAAAGGGCAAACCGAAAGCUUCAUCUCGCCAAUAACCCCAACGCUUCCUCUGAGGACGACUUCGAGCAACAUGCAGGGUUUGAGAUCUUUGUACGAAAGUACAUGGUCAGACCCGUAAAAAUGCUCUGUUUUGAACCUAUGUUGAUGGUCAUGACUCUAUACAUUUCCAUCGUCUAUGGUAUCCUGUACCUGACGUUUUACGCGUUUCCCUAUAAUUUUGCAGAGGGUCGAGGCUGGGAUCCCCGAGUUGCGUCUCUGCCCUUCUUAAGCAUACUUGUCAGUGUCUUGAUGGGGUCUGUCGGAGUUGCCAUCUACUCACGCGAAUACUAUCGACCACGCCUUCAAGCACGCGGGUCAGUGUUGCCGGAAGAUCGGCUUCCGCCAAUCAUGCUAGGCAGUAUCUUACUGCCCGCCGGGCUCUUCUGGUUUGGGUGGUGUUCGAGCCCCAACAUAUCACCUGUACCCCAAAUCAUCGCUGGACUGUUCAUCGGCAGCGGUAUAAUGCUCAUCUUCACGAAUGGCAUCGCUUACAUCGUCGACAUCUACCUUCAAUCUGCUGCUAGCGCCCUAGCUGCCAACACGUGUUGCCGAAGUCUGGUCGCGGCAGGGUUCCCACUGGCAGCACCGAGAAUGUAUCGUACAUUAGGCAUUGGCUUAGCUACGAGUGUCUUGGGUAUCCUGUGCGUCCUCCUCAUUCCGGCGCCCUUGCUCUUCUACAAAUAUGGAAGCAAACUGCGACAAAUGUCCCGCUACGCUCCGACUUCUCGGUGA
Molecule: messenger RNA, 1485 nt
Organism: Exophiala spinifera
Lineage: Eukaryota; Fungi; Ascomycota; Eurotiomycetes; Chaetothyriales; Herpotrichiellaceae
Exons: 4
Coding region: 1-1485 (494 amino acids)
Biological process (GO): transmembrane transport
Molecular function (GO): transmembrane transporter activity
Source: RefSeq, a predicted model, not a curated record